CGUGUUCUAAAAGAUGUCAAUAUUUUACAAACAUAAUUUUGUAUAAGUUGAAAAUAUUUAUUAAUUUCGAAAUUUCUCUUUAUAAGUUUAUAAUUGAUACUGCCAGUAGACCUUGACACACUGUCAUUCCAUGUUUGUAUGUACUGAUCGUGUAUUCUUUCUUUAAAUGCUAAUGAAAACCAUUUUCUAUUUAUGUCAUGAUAGAGAAUUUAGAUUGUUUAACUAACAAAAUUCGGUAUUGAUAUUUGUUUUAACAUAUAUCAGAAAUAGAAAUUAAGACUUGAUAUUGUCUUUUGUAAUAUAUUUAAUAAAGAUAACCAACUAUUUUCUAUCCUAUAUUGAGUUAUUCUUAAUAGCAUUGGUAUUUUUUUUUUCAAUAAACUUACAAAGUUUGAUAAGUUCAUUUUUAUUUUCACUAUUUAAAAGCUCAUAAAAUUUCACUGUGUUUGGAUUUUCAUAAAAAUAUGACUUGAUGAAUCGUUUUCUUUGUUAAGAAAGGGCAAUACAUUUAAGAACAUAGUGGUAUUUGUCACCAAUGUCAUUGUCAAUACACAACUGACAUUUCCUGUCAUUUAAAGGAACAUCACUCCAUCUCCUGUUUCAAUAGGUAGUAUAUGAUUUCUUAUUCUAAAAGAUGUUAAUAUUUUACAAACAUAAUCUUGUAUAAGUUGAAAAUAUUUAUUAAUUUCGAAAUUUCCUUUAUACGUUUAUAAUUGAUACUGCCUGUAGACCUUGACACACUACAUUAUCAUGUAUCAUUCCACGUUUGUAUGUUCUGAUCAUGUAUUCUUUGUUUAAAUGCUAAUGAAAACCAUUUUCUAUUUAUGUCAGAUUGAUUUUCCCAAAUAUUCCCAAAUCCAUGUUUAAAAAUAAGACUUUUUCUAUGUUUAAACCAUUUGGAAUUUAAAGUCCCUUUAUUCUGCUUACCAUUGAUUAUGAGAUAUAAAUUAUUUGACAAUUUAUUUGCUAUUUGGGUCAGUAACUUUACUCCAGAAAGAGAUAAUUAUUGUAUCAAUAUCUGUUUGUAUUGGUUUAAUUCCUAAUUCGCCGUAUAUAAUAUGAGAUGGAGUAGAUUUUUAAAGAUUAAGAAUAAGUUUCAUAAAUUUAAGUUAUGUUCUUAAAAUUAUUUCAUUGUUUCCAAAGCCUCAAACCUCACAGCCAUAGAGUAGUAUUGGUUAUAUAGUUUUAUUAAAUACAUCUAUCUGUAAAUCAAAUGACAAUUUUAGAGCUCUUAUCUUCCUAAAGAGAAAAAAACAUUGCUUUUUUAGCUUAUUCUGCUAUAUGCUUUUUGGCUUUAAUGAAACUUUUUGUUUUUGGUAGAUAGACACCUAAAUAUUUAUAUUGAUCAGUGUUUUCAAGAUUUGCUUCUGUGAAUUUAAAGUUGUUUUGAUCAAUUUUAUUCCUUGAUCAAAAUACAACUACCUUUGUUUUACUGGUGUUUACUGUAAAUUUCCAUUGAUCACAAUAUUGUUCAAAGAGAUUUAAUGAGUUUUGUAGGUCAUCACUACUUUCUCUAAGUAAUAUGGUAUCAUCUGCAUAUAAUACUAUAAAAAGCUUAAAACUUUUUCCAAUUUCAUUGGUUCUAACAGUGCAAGUUACGCAAUUUCCGAAGCUUAAAAAGUUUUCCAAAUCAUUCAAGUAUAUUAAAACAAAAGAGGAGAUAAGUUUUCGCCUUGCCUAACACCUGCCAUACAUUAAAAGAAGUUUGAUAAAGCUUCAUGUGUCUUAAUUCUUGAUUUUAUAUAUUGAUAAACAUAUUUUUUAUAAGAUUGAAAAAAAUCCAUUAAUAUUAUAGUUAAGCAGACCCUCUCUCCAUACAGUAUCAAACGUCUGUUUGAAAUCAAUAAACAUAAAUACAAAAACGUUUUUUUAACUUGCACUUAGUAUAUCUACCAGGCAUUGUAAAACAAACCAAGUUGUCAAUAGUUGAAUGAUUUUUUCUGAAACCUGCUUGACAGUUAUUGAUAAGAUCUGCUUAUUAGAAUAAGCUGCUUAUUAGAAUAAGAAACUUAUUGGAAUGUUUUAUCAAAUUUAUUUCGAGACAAAUAUCGCAUAAAGGUAAGUUUAUAGACUGGUUAGUAACAUUACACCUACUUAAGUCACAAUCAUGUUUCGUCAAAUUACAUUUUUUCUGGUUUGUAUCUCUAGGGCACUGUUUCGAAAGUGAUUCAAUAGAGCUAAAUAAUUACAUUUUAUACAGCAUCAUGCUGGAAUAAUGUUUAAAAUUUAAAAACUAAAGACAUUAUAAGUAACAUUUUGCUAAAAAUUUCUAACUGGUAUGUUAUAAAUUAAUUUGAGUCAGUUUGUAAUGAUUUACGAUGCCGGAAAAACUAAACCUGAAUCAAACCGGAAGCGUCUAGUUCAGCAGGUGAACAAUCAGUCGAACCUGUGUGAUGUUACAGUGAAAAUGGGAUUAUGGGAGAAGAAGUUCCAUCGAUGUAUUCUUGUAAUAAGUCCCUUCUUUGACCAUGUUCUCAACGACAAUUUCCUGGAAAGGCAGACAGGUAUAAUUGAAAUAGCAAUGGGAACACCUGCAACACUUGAGACAACUAUCAUGUUCCUGUAUGGUAAGAAGCCCAAAUUGAAUGAUGAAAAUAUCGAAAAUAUACUUCACAUGGCUGAGUUUCUUCUUAUUCCAAACUUAAAGUCUGCCUGCAUAGCCUGGUUGAAAACUGUUUCUGUUACUCGAGAAAACUGCAUGAAAUUCUUACAGCUGUCAAGCAUUUACGAUUUUGAAUUACCGAGGUGUACAACAUACAUUGAAGAGCAUCUGCCAGAAAUGCUUCUGUUGCCACAAAUGAUAAACCUGACAAAAGAUUCCAUUCUCUUGCUGUUUUCAGAUACACGGCUAUCAUACGUGCAAAUGGACGACAGGCUACUGUUUUUACUUAAAUGGUUAGAUGCAAAUCCAAAUACUAGGAAGGCUCAUAUGAAGGAAUUACUGUCAAACAUAGAUUUCCAUUCGAUUUCCAAUCAAUGCUUGCAAGAAGCGUUGAAUAAUUCAGAUGUUGCUUGCCAUAUACAAUCAGAAUGUAUGACGACUGUUGGAUCGAAUGAUCGACGAGUUCUCAUUAUGAAAGAAGGUAACUACGGGGAUUCAUUCUGGUGUUUAGAUUUGGAAAGAGAUCAGUGGUUUCGAGUCAAAUCAAAUUCAUUGAAAGAAGACAGAUCGGGUGGCACUGUUGAAAUAUCUGGAACAUUUACGAAAACCACUGGAUCACUAGUCUGUUCCGUAAGAAGCUAUCCAGAGACGAGUUUUAUGCUGCUUGACCUACCGAAGGAUGCAUGCACAAAAAUGAAUUUUACGGCAAACGAAGAUGAUUUUAGCAUUAAACAGCCUGAAAAUAUAAAGGUUUAUGGACACGUAUGUAUUGUUUCGGUAAACAAAGAAAUAAAAAAAAUGCAAAAUUUAUAUGAAGAUUCCAGUUUCGGCGAUAUCCACCAAAGGUUACGUAUAAUGUCUUUGUUGGGACUGGCAUCAUACGAUCAGUUAGUUGCACAACAUAUGAUAGACAACAGAUUAUCAACCUCUCGUUAUAUUGCUAUUUCAACGCUGUAUAUUGGGCAUAUCGGUGAUAGCAAUGUAGACAUGUUACCACUUUUCUCUAUCAAAGACGACGAAAUACGUAAAUUCGCCAUAAGUGAAAGCGCUAUUGCAUUCAUCUUAAAGUCACAAAAAUAUGUGUCACUUUAUGAUGUAAAUGAAGGGCAUUUGGAAAGAAAAAAAACAAACGACCAGCUACAACGAUGAAAUUGCUCCGAUUAAAGAUGGAUUUGUAAUCUACGAUAAUAAGAGAUGCAUAACAUUUACACGAAUGCAGGGCGCGUGUCUUUCCAACAAAUAUCUGGUAGAAGAAAUUCCAUUCGAAAAUAAAGAUGUUCAACAAAUUAAAUAUUUCAUAUGCAGUCAGAUAAUAUAUCGAUAUUAUCGAAAAGACUACGGAGAAAAAUUUAUAUUAGAAUGUACACCAUUUCAAACAUUAGUCUCUCGGGAAACUGAUGAAUCUAUAGCAUGGAAACAGUUGACACUGCCAAAGGAAAAAGCGUUAUGUUCACUUGACACUAUUAAAGAAAAAUGUUUUGAAAUAUCUCUUCCAAAAUCUAUACUCCGUUGUCACGUCGAAUGCCCACAUUGCAAUAUGACAUCAACAGAAGCUUAUAGUAGGUAUACAUACCAACAGGAUUUUGAUGAUUACUACAAUGACGACUCAUCGUCGGAUGACGAUUGUUACGUCCCAUCGUACUAUGAUUCAGACUACGACUAUUACUAUGAUUCAGACUAAAGAUGUAUGUAGGAACUGCCAUAGCAAACGUUAGAAGCGAUGUUAUAAUGUUAUCAGCAUCUGCAUUUGUUAAACUUAAUUAAUUGUGAUGUGCAUUUCAAGAUUUCCUGAAUGAAAAGAUAAGCACAGUGCUGAUGAUAUUGAAAUUAACGUUUCUAUGAAUCGCGUUGAUUAACAAGUUCAGACUAAAAAAACAAUUAAAGGAGAGAAAAUAUCAAUUUAGAAUAUUAAUUAUAUCGUGAAGCGUUAUCAAGUAAAUGCAAAAAAUAUAUUGUUUAAUAUUAUAUUUAUAUUAUGUAACAUUGAGAGUACAACGGAAUUAUAAUAUUUAAACAAGAAUAUUUAUCUACUGAUAUUAAAUUAUAUUGAAACGGU
This is a messenger RNA of Ruditapes philippinarum (Manila clam), 4658 nucleotides long. RefSeq names its product ring canal kelch homolog. Gene Ontology annotation, molecular function: protein binding. The coding region runs from base 2309 to 3751 and encodes 480 amino acids. The record is from RefSeq and is a predicted model, not a curated record. Lineage: Eukaryota; Metazoa; Mollusca; Bivalvia; Venerida; Veneridae. The transcript has 3 exons.